Molecule: messenger RNA, 207 nt
Organism: Prunus armeniaca (apricot)
Lineage: Eukaryota; Viridiplantae; Streptophyta; Magnoliopsida; Rosales; Rosaceae
Source: the annotation of a GenBank genome assembly
AUGUCUCCAAUCUAUGCCUACCUGACAGCCGGAACCCUUCCUACCGAUAAAGUCCCAAGCUCGGAAACUUCGCUACCGAUCGGCAAGAUACACGGUCAUCAACGAUGUCCUGUACAAACGGGGCUACACGACGCCGUAUUUAAAAUGCCUGACCAAGGAGCAGGGGGACUACAUCCUUCGGGAGGUCCACAGCGGAAUCUGCGGUGA